Conger conger (European conger) is the source of this 4445-nucleotide messenger RNA. It is a transcript of the gene crot, whose product is annotated as carnitine O-octanoyltransferase. The coding region runs from base 678 to 2516 and encodes 612 amino acids. Gene Ontology annotation, cellular component: peroxisome. The record is from RefSeq and is a predicted model, not a curated record. NCBI's taxonomy places the organism in Eukaryota, Metazoa, Chordata, Actinopteri, Anguilliformes, Congridae. Gene Ontology annotation, molecular function: carnitine O-octanoyltransferase activity. The transcript is spliced from 18 exons.
AAUAUAAUAAUCAUAUUAACCCAAUAAAGCUUUCUCAAAUUAUAUAUAGGUGGGCUAAUUCAAAAGGAAACAAACAGAAGAGGAACCAAGUAACAAGUGCAUCAUUACAUGAAAGCCAAUUCACUUUCACAUUUGAGAAGGUAAUCGAAACUAUACCUAAAUGUUACAAAACAUUUUUUAAAUAAAACUAAAUGCACGGUUGCUGCUGCUGUUGGAAAUUUGGGAGCUGUGAGAAAGUACUCAUCAGUUUCCUCACAAGAGAACAAAUACAGUAUUUAAAACAAUGUACAGGUCUCUCAUUCAGGAAAUUAUCAAGUUCACCACAAAGUGUAAAAAGUGUUAGCAUGCACAGCAAUUCAUUAAACCAAAUGACUUGAUAAGAUAACUUGAAUGUAUAUUUUCAAGGAACUUCAUUUUCAAGCCAUACGCAGACUGCCUGGGAAACCAGUGUUAAUUGUGCGUUUUCUGUGCUGUGCCCUAUUUUCCUGCUGAGCUGGGGGACAAUAGCUGCAACCGGGGGCCUGUGGAACUCGGACACAGUCGGCCUUUGUCCCAACUCAUAAGUAAACGCUCAGUGAAGCAUAGCUGCCACCGACUCAGGCUAGGGCACUGGGCUAAAGGUGAAGAAAGCUUCAGUGGAUGCAAGUGGAUGCUUUACACAAGUUCCCUGACAGAACAUGGAUAAUCAAGUAUUUGAAUCUACUGUGGAGCGCACGUUCCAGUAUCAGGAGUCCUUGCCUCCUCUUCCAGUCCCGACUUUAGAAGGAACUUUGAGUAAAUACUUGGAUGCAGUUAAGCCAUUCGCAUCAGAAAAGGAAUUUCAAGCCACCUCUCAGAUAGUGAAACUAUUUGGGGAAGGGGUUGGCAAAGAUUUGCACCAGAAGUUACUUCAGAGAGGGAGGGCCAAAAGAAACUGGCUGGAGGAAUGGUGGCUCAACUCUGCGUACCUGGAGGUCCGGAUCCCUUCUCAGCUCAAUGUUAACUUCGGCGGCCCUGCCCCCUACCUGGAGCACUGCUGGCCUCCCCAGGCUGGUACGCAGCUGGAGAGGACCAGCAUAAGCCUCUGGUAUAGCCUCCAGUACUGGGACCUCCUCCGCAGUGAAAAGCUGGCCAUCCACAAGGCAGGGAACGUACCACUUGACAUGGAUCAAUUCCGUAUGCUGUUUUGCACCUGUAAAGUGCCUGGCAUCACCAAGGAUACCAUUUUCAAUUACUUUAAGACUGAGAGUGAAGGCCCCUGCCCCUCCCACAUGGUGAUCAUGUGUCGAGGGCGGAUGUUCAGUUUUGAAGGCCUUCAUAAUGGCUCCAUUCUCACACCGCCUGAGAUCCUGAGGCAGCUUGAGUACAUCAAGCAGACUUGUGACAGGGAGCCAGAGGGAGAAGGGGUCGCUGCACUGACCACUGAGGAGAGAACCCGCUGGGCCAGGGCUCGGGAACAUCUCAUUGGCUUGGACCCCAUGAACAAGACCAUAUUGGAGACCAUUCAGAAGAGCUUAUUUGUGGUAUCCCUGGAUGAAUCUAUGCCUUAUUCGACACCUGAAAACUACUCAGCGAUGACAUUACAAUCUCUGAUUGGGGACCCGACUAUACGCUGGGGUGACAAAUCCUACAACUGGAUCACUUUUGCUGAUGGAACCUUUGGCUCAAAUUGUGAUCAUGCGCCAUAUGAUGCCAUGGUGCUGGUGUCCUUUUGCUAUUACACGGAUCAGAAGAUGAAAGCCAGCGGAGGAAGGUGGAAGGGACCCAUGACUGUCCGUGACAUGCCGCUGGCAGAAGAGCUGGUCUUCACUCUGGACGAUAAAUCCAGGAAUGACAUUGCCCUGGCCAAACGGCAGUAUAUGGAAGCUGGAAAAGACUUGCAGAUUGUGUGCCAGGCAUUCACUGACUUUGGAAAGGCUGCCAUCAAGGAGAGGAACCUCCACCCAGACACUUUCGUCCAGUUGGCACUGCAGCUGGCCUACUACCAGCUUCAUGGAAAGUCCGGAAGCUGCUAUGAGACGGCCACCACGCGGCGUUUUUACCACGGGCGCACCGAGACCAUGAGGCCGUGCACCUUAGAGGCCCAGCAAUGGUGCCAGGUCAUGGUAGACCCUGCUGCCAACGUUGAAACCAAGCGUAAUAAGCUGUUGGCAGCCUUCUCCAAACACAAUAAGCUGAUGGGGGAAGCACAAAAAGGGAAAGGCUUUGACCGGCACCUCUUGGGCUUGUACCUUAUUGCCAAGGAGGAGGGACUUCCUGUUCCUGACCUUUUCACAGACCCGCUCUACGCCAAAAGUGGCGGAGGUGGUAAUUUUGUGCUGUCAACCAGCCUGGUGGGCUACACCACUGUCUUGGGAGCCGUCGCUCCAAUGGUGCCUCACGGUUAUGGUGUCUUCUACCGCAUCCGUGACGACAGGAUCGUAGCAUCCUACACCGCCUGGAAGUCCUGCCCGGAGACCGAUGUCGAGAAGCUCUACCAGACCAUCUGCACUUCCAUGCACGACAUGCUGCAGCUCACGACCCUGUCCAAGCUAUAGAGCGGGGCGAUGGAAGAAUCGGAUGCAGGGGGCAAGACGAAACCAACUAGAAUCCUCAAUAGUGCACCGCCUAAUGCUUUAGUAGUAAUUUCUAGGAGUAAUUUUUAUUUUGACCAUGCACAGAUCAAUGCAAACUUGUAUUGCGCAAUAACAAUGCAGGCACAUAUUGGUUCUUUUUCUUUUUCCGUUUUUUAACUCAGUUUUCUAUAAUUAUGUUAGAAUUAUUUUUACAUUAGUAGGGUCUUUUUUUUUUCUUUUUUUUGAUAAAAUCCUGUGGAGUGUUAUCUAUUGUAGCAAAUGAGGUGCAGGCUAAGCUUGUGAAGGUAAUGUGUAUUACUGGGCAUUUCAUUGGUUGGGAAUUGUAAAUGCUUGAAAAGCGUCCCUACUGAAUGCAAGGCUACUUAAAGGCACUUGUGUUUUUGCAAUAAUCUUUUGCUGAGACCUAACAUAUGAAUUGUUGUUUGGUUGUCCUCUUGAUAUAACACUGAUUGUACUUACCUUAGGCUACUCCCUAAUUAUGACUUGCGAGGAGGCUAAUGAUUUUAUGAUGGGUUGCACAGGCCAGUUGCCUGUGAUCAGUGAUAUUUAGUGCAAUUUUGUCUUUAUGAAAGAUUCUCUCUUUGAAAUUGCCUUACAGUGAUUAUCAUGGUGAUUUGAAUGGGACAUUUUCCAGUUUAAUGACCAACCUAACUGGAUUCAGUGCAUUAUGUUUUCCGGACAGAGCAACAACAUGGCUUGUCUGUGAGGUAAUUGUAUUUGCUAGCUUUAAUAACAGGGCUUUUGGAAAUGGAGAGAAGUGAAGAGCACCUUAUUGCUUUGUGAUGAUGGUUUGAAUGGGCUGCACUGUUUAUGUUCACUGUGUUUAUGUCCAAAUAAUUUAAAUGUACAGUAUAAAUUUGUGUUGUGAGCAAUAUCUUAUGUUUACAUGCCAUUGUGUUAAUGAAACAUUCCCCCUUGAGUUCAAAAUUCAAUGUGAAUUUCCUUCUCAAUAGAUUUGAUUUUGUUCAUCGGAGGUGUAUAAUUGACAUAACUUCACCAAGGGAGGAGCGUUUUGUAGCGGUGCCAGGUAUCCCAUCUCAUUAGACAACAGUGCUGUCUCUGCUUAAUCAACCAUCGUCAGUCUGCCCUGUGUCAGGAGCAUCGUCCAUCAAUUCAUGCACAACGUUACAAUGAUGGAACAGACCUAGUUGUGAUUUUUUUUUUUUAAAUGGGUGAGUGAAUACCAUGCAGUGCAAAUGACAUUGUCUAUAUUGAUCUGAAACAAUAUAGGUUCCGGAUGUGAGGGGCAGAUUUACAUACAUGGUUUCCUAUUUGAAAAUACGGUGCAGCAUAGUACAGUAUGUAAACUUAUUCUCAUAUAUGAAUCAUGUAAUGUUAUAAAGACACAAAAGCAGCAUGUCUGCAUGCUCUCCAAAGUUUCUGCCAUUUAACAAAAAAACAUUGCUUUGGGAACGAUUUUGUACGAUUGACUAUUAAGGAUGAAUAUACGAUGCAUCUCAUUUUUUUUUUACAGUCUUACAGAUGAAGGUGUUGAGUCCUCUGCCCACUGAAAUUUUUUAUCUAGUACUGCUGCUGAAAUUGUAAGAUGAAAAGAUGAAAUUGUAAGCUGAGAAAAUGAAAUUGUAAGCUAAAAUUGUAAGAUGCUAUUAUAAAAUGAAGAUUGUCAAUGUGUGCUUAUACUGAUGGGUCAUGAAGUCUUUUCGUGCUUUAUUGCAUUUUGAAUGACCGUUUGCUCAUUGCAAUCUCCACUGCCAAUGUGCUAUGCUCUGAAGUGUAACACAAGUGCUUCUUGUAACACAAUAGGUCAUGCAAGUCAGAGGUGCAGCUCAACACAUUAAUCUGUGGGUGUUGCAUUAGCCAGCGACUGAAUUCACCUCGCGACUGAGACCCUCUGCCCAUUUUAGAUUAAACUCAAGUUUUAUUCACGAU